GCUCUCAUGUAGUUAUGGAAUGUAAUAUAUCAAGUGGCAUAAAUGGCUUGAUUCCAUUCUGGCAAGUUAAUGAUGAGGAUGUUGAUAGCUUUGAUAGCACCUACAGGGAACAGUUUUAUGAAGAGGGGAUGCCUCAUGGACUUGCUGUAUCUGGAACAAAAUUUAACAUUUCAAAAGUGAAAGUAAAGGAUUAUGCUCAUAAAUUUUUCUGUCACUUCAUAUAUGGUUCUCAACAAUUUACAGCCUACAUCAAAUUGGAACGCCCAGUUCAGAACAUUCAGCAUUACUUAAUUGGAGGAGGAGUUUCUUUGGUAUUUUUAGUGUUUUUUACUCUCUUUAUCUACAAGAUCUUCAAAAUAGAUAUUGUGCUUUGGUUUCGGGACUCCUGCCAUCCUUUCCUGGGUAAAAAAGUUUCAGAUGGGAAGAUCUAUGAUGCUUAUGUUCUGUAUCCAAAGAACAGAGAAAGCUGCUUGUAUUCAUCAGAUAUUUUUGCUCUGAAGAUACUGCCAGAGGUCUUAGAAAGACAGUGUGGAUAUAACCUCUUCAUAUUUGGGAGGGAUGAUUUACCAGGAGAAGCUGUGAUCAGCAUCGCUGAUGAAAAAAUCCAUCAAAGUAGAAGAGUGAUAAUUGUUUUAGUACCAGAACCCUCCUGUUACAGUAUUCUGGAAGAUGUGUCUGAAAAGCAGCUAGCCAUGUAUAGUGCUCUUAUCCAAGACGGCAUUAAAGUAAUUCUCAUUGAACUUGAAAAAAUACAAGAUUACACAACCAUGCCAGAAUCCAUCAAAUAUAUUAAGCAAAAGCAUGGGGCUAUCCGAUGGAAAGGGGACUUCUCGGAAAGGUCUCGCUCAGCAAGUACCAGAUUCUGGAAGAAAGUGCGCUACCACAUGCCAUCCAGAAAAAAUGGAUCUUCAUCAGGUUUGCAUUUGUUACCAAAAGACUUUAAUUCUCCCUAA
Molecule: messenger RNA, 953 nt
Organism: Fulmarus glacialis (Northern fulmar)
Lineage: Eukaryota; Metazoa; Chordata; Aves; Procellariiformes; Procellariidae
Gene: IL36R
Product: interleukin 1 receptor-like 2
Exons: 5
Biological process (GO): regulation of inflammatory response; signal transduction
Source: RefSeq, a predicted model, not a curated record